AUGCAACAGAAGAAAGGCGGUCAUUUCAGAGAAUUUCAGCCAAACUGGAAUGAAUUUCACACAAAAACAAGCUGGAAAAAUGGAGUCAAAGGAUCUAUCACCUGCUCCGAGUGUGGAAAGUCUUUCAGAUAUAAAUCAAUCCUUAACGGACACAUGAGAGUUCACACUGGAGAGAAGCCUUAUACUUGCACUCAGUGUGGAAAGAGUUUCAGUUCUAAAGGAAACCUAAAUGAUCACAUGAGAGUUCACACUAGAGAAAAACCGUUCACGUGCACUCAGUGCGGAAAGAGUUUCAGAGACAGAUGCAACCUCAAAGAUCAUCUGGUCUCUCACUCUGGAGUGAGAUCGUUCAGCUGUGAUCAGUGUGAUAAAACAUUUGCUGUGGCAUCCAGAUUAAGAACGCACCUUAAAAUUCAUGCUGCUGUGAAGCCUCAUGUUUGCACUUUUUGUGGGAAGAGUUUUUCCGUACUAUACACUUUAAAAGAGCACCAGAGUAUUCAUACUGGAGUGAGACCUUAUAUGUGCUUUGAGUGUGGGAAGAGCUUUGCUACGUCCAGCAGAUUAAAAAAACACCAGAGGAUUCACACUGGAGAGAGACCUUACAAGUGCUCACACUGUGGAAAGUGUUUUGCUCAUUUAUCAGCUUUAAAUAAUCAUGAGAGAAUUCACACUGGAGAAAAGCCGUACCAGUGCCCUUCAUGUGGGAAGAGUUUCACCCAAUUAUCUAAUCUAUGGAAUCAUUCAAAAAAACAACGUUGUUUAACUGAAGAAGAAGCAAGCAGGAGGAAUUACUCCAGGAGAAACUACUGACAUACUAUUGGAAAGAUGGAGUUUGAGGAAGAACCCUGCAGAAUUAAAGAUGAAGAUACAGAGG
Onychostoma macrolepis is the source of this 874-nucleotide messenger RNA. RefSeq names its product gastrula zinc finger protein XlCGF7.1-like. Gene Ontology annotation, molecular function: DNA-binding transcription factor activity, RNA polymerase II-specific; RNA polymerase II transcription regulatory region sequence-specific DNA binding. The transcript is spliced from 3 exons. The record is from RefSeq and is a predicted model, not a curated record. Gene Ontology annotation, biological process: regulation of transcription by RNA polymerase II. Gene Ontology annotation, cellular component: nucleus. Lineage: Eukaryota; Metazoa; Chordata; Actinopteri; Cypriniformes; Cyprinidae. Bases 1 to 810 code for a protein of 269 amino acids.